Phoenix dactylifera (date palm) is the source of this 1504-nucleotide messenger RNA. Its product is annotated as aquaporin PIP2-4-like. Gene Ontology annotation, biological process: transmembrane transport. Gene Ontology annotation, molecular function: channel activity. The record is from RefSeq and is a predicted model, not a curated record. Gene Ontology annotation, cellular component: membrane. Lineage: Eukaryota; Viridiplantae; Streptophyta; Magnoliopsida; Arecales; Arecaceae.
UGGCUCUCUGCUCACGCUUGACCCAGUUGUAACUCCGGCAGCCAUUCUUCCGUCUAUCUGAUUUCGAUCUGAAAAAAAUUUUAGUUGCCCCAAAGGAUACAUAGGUCGAGAUAGAUGGGGAAGGACAUGGAGGCUGGGGCUGCUGGGUUCACGGCGAAGGACUACACGGACCCGCCGCCGGCGCCGCUUAUCGACGCGGAGGAGCUGACCAAGUGGUCGCUGUACCGGGCGGUGAUCGCGGAGUUCGUAGCGACGCUGCUGUUCCUCUACAUCACGGUGGCGACGGUGAUCGGGUACAAGCACCAGUCCGACCCCAACGUGAACGGCACCGACGCCGCCUGCAGCGGGGUCGGGAUCUUGGGCAUCGCCUGGGCUUUCGGCGGGAUGAUCUUCAUCCUCGUCUACUGCACCGCCGGCAUCUCCGGCGGUCACAUAAACCCGGCGGUGACGUUCGGGCUGUUCCUGGCUCGCAAGGUCUCCCUGAUCCGAGCCCUUCUCUACAUGAUCGCGCAGUGCCUGGGAGCCAUCUGCGGCGCGGGGCUCGUCAAGGGCUUCCAGAAGGCCUACUACGUGCGCUACGGCGGCGGCGCCAACGAGCUCAGCUCCGGCUACUCCAAGGGGACGGGACUCGCCGCCGAGAUCAUCGGCACCUUCGUCCUCGUCUACACCGUCUUCUCCGCCACCGACCCCAAGCGCAGCGCCCGUGACUCCCACGUCCCGGUUUUGGCUCCACUUCCAAUAGGUUUUGCGGUGUUCAUGGUCCAUCUAGCCACAAUCCCGAUCACGGGGACCGGCAUUAACCCUGCAAGGAGUUUCGGAGCUGCCGUAAUCUAUGAUAAGGAGAAGGCAUGGGAUGACCAGAAAUCAAACGAUGCUUUCUAGCUGACGAAUUGCAGUCGUUGAAAGCAAUAUCCGAACCCUAUAGAUGAACAGACAAUUGGAGGUUGCCAAAUGUACAUAAAGAGUAGUGCCAUCAUUCAAUCGACAAGCCAAUCAAUUUACUUGGCCUGGUCGUUUAUUUCCAGUACAAUUAGCAGCCAACUGCUCGGAGAAGCAGCUGAAACUUAUCAGAUUUUUUUUUUUCGUGUGCGCGCAUUGCAGUGGAUCUUCUGGGUGGGUCCUUUCAUUGGUGCCGCCAUAGCCACAGCUUAUCAUCAGUUUGUCCUUAGAGCUGGCGCUGUCAAGGCUCUCGGGUCUUUUAGAAGCAACGCUUCAUCCUGAAUUCUGUUCUUCUCCAGCUUUGGUGGUCAUUGAAGGAAAAAAGAAGAGCAGAAUUUUGAUGGGUCGGCACCAUUUCAGUCUUUCGCUUGUCAAUAAUGCAAAUCAACAAGUAGGCAUAUUUUUACCAUUGCCCCAGCGUUUGUUAAGUAUCUAUGUAUGUGCUCCUGGUCUUCAUAAAAUGUAAUAAAUUACGGGCUUCCUUGUUAUUUGAGAGCACCCUUCCAUGCAUGUAUCUUUGGCAAACCGUUUUGUAGAUUCUGAAAAUUAUGUGCUUUUGGUUGAG